Molecule: messenger RNA, 329 nt
Organism: Acaulospora colombiana
Lineage: Eukaryota; Fungi; Glomeromycota; Glomeromycetes; Diversisporales; Acaulosporaceae
Source: the annotation of a GenBank genome assembly
AUGCCGAAUUCUUCCCUUCCCUUCAAUCCCACCGUCCCCACUCCACUUCACCCGGGAUUUGCUUCCGCAGCUCCUCCAGCAAAUCUACAGAUGCCAUGGGCAUAUAGUCCUUAUGGUAUUCAUCCGGUACCCCAAUUCUAUCCAUCGUCCCAGCCAGAAACCCCAAAUUUGAACAGUACUGUCUCCCUUCCACCAACCCGCCACCCAAAUGCCCUGAAUUUUGAUGAAGACGAAGACGAAGACGAAUAUUCCGAAUUUGAACGCAUCAAAGAUGCAAUAGACCCUGUUCUUCGUGCCAGACCCAAUGCUACAAGGGCAAACAGCACUGG